GCCACCACUUCGCUUUGGCCGCCUUGUACAACUGGAAGCCGAACGCCUGCGAAGCUGGCUUUCUCACGAGAACACGCAAAACGUCUCCUUAGAUUAUCUCUUCCUCCAGUACCUGCUCAGCACGUCGCCCUCCAACCUGUAAUAUCUGAACAAGUCGAACGGCGUGACUCGGUGGGAGAGGGGGACAUGGUGCACGCCGAUGGCAGGCGUUCCCCGGAACGAAGAGGGAGGACUUCGAGCAGUAUCAGCGGCCCAGUCAGUGGUAUGGUACAAAGACCCAGACUUGAAAGCGAUGUCCGAAAUGCUUCCACACAACGACCAAAACCCGAAGUGCCCAUCAAGAUAACCAACUUAUCCGACGAAAAGCCCGUGGCCAGUGGAAAUGGCGUCUCUGUCGCUAUCGCCCUCGCAGAACCAGUCCUGUUCUUGCAAGGCUAUGAUGCCAAUGAUGCCUCCACUCACAGCACCACCAUGCUUCGUGGUAGUCUCAUCCUGCGAGUGACCAAGCAAGCCAAACUCAAGUCAAUCUCGCUCAAUUUCCGUGGCAAGUCCGAAACGGAGUGGCCGGAGGGCAUUCCGCCAAAGCGAGUCGAGUUCAGAGAUACGACCACAAUCAUGAACCACACUUGGUCGUUCUUCAAUGCUCAGAUCCCGACCGCUGAGCACAGCUAUGGGGCCGACAUUGUGCAGCUCCAGAAAGGCCCUUCAGUCGAGUCGAAAGAGCUUGGCGUAACUUCUUCCUUUGAUCUCUUUCAGCGUAGCUCAUCUCCCGCAAAAGCGCCAUCAUCUCGCGACAUGAAGAGACUGUCCCUUCAAGCCAAUCACUCUCGAAGUUUUGGCAAAGGAGACACAAUUAACGGAGGACCCACCGUGGCUCAAAAGGGUUUUAAGGUAUUUCAUCCUGGUGACUAUAUCUACAAUUUCGAACUACCUUUGGACUCGCGGUUACCGGAAUCAAUCAACGUCGACCUCGGUCAUGUCAAGUACGAGUUGGAGGCCCUAGUCGAGAGAUCCGGUGCUUUUCGUGCCAACUUGGUCGGCAUCAAAGAGUUGAGCCUGAUCAGAGCACCUGCUGAGGGCUCUCUGGAACAGGUCGAACCAAUUGCAAUAUCACGUAAUUGGGAGGAUCAGCUACAUUAUGAUAUUGUCAUCUCCGGCAAAUCGUUCCCGCUCGGCUCAAAUGUUCCAAUUGCAUUCAAGCUGACCCCUCUGGCCAAGGUGCAAUGUCAUCGGAUCAAAGUAUUUGUGACAGAAAAUAUCCAGUAUUUCACAAACAACAAGAAGGUCCACAGGCUGGAGCCAACGAGAAAGGUGCAACUAUUCGAGAAGCGUGCUGAUGGGCACAGCGUUUCCUCAUAUCCUGGAAGUUCCAUGCGUAUCUUGGCAGGUGGUGGCGUCCCAUACGACUACCGUGCAGCUGCAGCUGCUGGAGACGAGCAGGUCCCUAGGGACCAAACCAACCUUCUUGGUAACCUGGAUAACGACGCCGGAAGUAUUGGCCCGACGGAGAUGGAAUUUAGUGUACAGCUGCCGAGCUGUCACCAGAUGAAAGAUAGAUUGAGGAGUGAGCGGCUGCACUUUGACACCACUUAUGCCAACAUUCAGGUCAAUCACUGGAUCAAGAUCGUGAUGCGUCUUUCUCGUCCGGACGAAAAUGACUCCACUAAGCGACGCCAUUUCGAGAUUUCGAUUGAUUCACCUUUUAACAUCCUUUCAUGUCGUGCAACCCAGGCGAACAUCUCGCUACCUGCGUACAGUGCCGGUGGAACAGCGCCUGCCCCAGCUGAUGAGUUCGAAUGCGGAUGUCCCGGAGCCGCCUUGAGACGACGAAAUACUCCUCCAGUCUCUCAACAUCGCGUUCCAACGCUCAACACCUCAGUCGAUAAUGGCAGUGCCGGACCUGGUGUACAGCGCAGCUGGACUAAUGAUAGUGGGGGUCUUACCAUGCCCGAUCAAGCACACAUCCAGAACGAUCCCAAUGCUGCACAGCCUAGGCCGAUGCACUUGCUCCGAGCCCCGUCUUUCAAUCCACCCGCAUUCGACGAGGAUGAUCCUCCGCCACCUUUAGUUACUCCUCCUCCUCAGUAUGAUAACAUCGUCUCGGGGGAUGCGAACCACGCACUGGCUGAUUACUUUGCUCGCCUCGCCGAUGAGACUUCUGAUGAGGAUGACAGACUGGAUCGAUCCCGUGUCGACUAUCCGUUAACACCUGGUGGACGCCUCAAUAGGAGCAUGGACAUUCCGCGAACCUGGGCACCUCUUGUUGACGGACAUGCAGGCUCGUCCCAGCAGACACCUUCUGCUUUGGCGACCUCAAGCUCCAUCGCACAUUGAACAGAAUGAACUCGCAUAUUCUAGUAUGAAUGGCAUACAACAAAAACGACACAAACACGACUGAUGAUUUCGACGAGAAUUAUAUUAUAAGUGAGCGACGCAUCUGGUUCCAACAAAGGAGGCUCUCUGGAUAUGGAUCAUGAGGUAGGAGAUCAAUCUGGUUGAGGCUGAAAGUCCGUGGCGAUCAUCUCGACCCAUAGCAUGCAGGAAUUUCGCUCUCAAUAGUACUGCCAUUCAGUGACGCUCCGCCCCUAUGUAAGACUGCUCUUGAGUUCAUCACGAAUCUUUCUCAAGUC
Exophiala viscosa is the source of this 2630-nucleotide messenger RNA. RefSeq lists its product as uncharacterized. The transcript has 3 exons. Lineage: Eukaryota; Fungi; Ascomycota; Eurotiomycetes; Chaetothyriales; Herpotrichiellaceae. The coding region runs from base 187 to 2334 and encodes 715 amino acids. The record is from RefSeq and is a predicted model, not a curated record. Gene Ontology annotation, cellular component: cytoplasm; cytosol. Gene Ontology annotation, biological process: ubiquitin-dependent endocytosis. Gene Ontology annotation, molecular function: ubiquitin protein ligase binding; protein-macromolecule adaptor activity.